GCACUUCACCCCACCACACCACUCACCCGACAAUACAAUACAAUACAGCUCAGUUCGUUCCCGCAUUUACAUUUCUCUAUCUUAUCAUUCAUUCAUCCCUACCUUUCUCUGCCCAACUUUUGUCCUUUCUUCUUUCCUCUUCGUCUCCAGGGCAUGUGGCUUGCUCUUCAUAUGAAUUAUGCUUCUUGUCUCACUCUACUCUUUGUCAUUUUUGCUGCCGAACUGAAGCUCUUUACUUAAAUUUCUAGGAUACUGAUCAUCAAUUCUUGAGCUACCUUCAUAUUCCGGUCCUCUGUAUUUUGAUCUUCUAGCUAUCCGUUACAAUACAAAAAUGGAAGCGAGAAUGGGAGCUGAAACGCAACUUUUCAAUAAAAGCUUAGAGUGGGAUCCCAAUGAUUGGAAAUGGGAUGGUGAUCUUUUCAUUGCCAAGCCUAAGAUUCCUUCUUCUAAUUACCAGUUUUUUCCCCUCCAAACUGGAAACAGUUCCUCUUCGUGCUCCGAUGAAGUAAAUAUUGGGGAAUUUGAGAAGAGGAGGAGGAGGAGGGAAAACGAUGAAAAUUUGGAAUAUGAUUCUGCUUCUCUUUCACUCAAGUUAGGUGAACAACGAGGGCAUCCUAGGGAAUUUGGUAAAAGGACCAAACUAAAUACUACUUCGAGCAGAGCAAUAUGUCAGGUUGACGAUUGUGGGGUGGAUCUCAGCAAUGCCAAAGACUACCACAGACGACAUAAGGUUUGUGAGAUGCACUCUAAAUCCAGUAGGGCACUCGUUUCAAAUCUUAUGCAGCGUUUCUGCCAGCAGUGCAGCAGAUUUCAUGCACUUGAAGAGUUUGAUGAAGGGAAACGAAGUUGUCGUAGGCGCCUAGCUGGUCAUAAUAAAAGAAGGAGGAAGACACAAGCUGACUCAGAUGAUAACAGCAAAACUCUGAAUGAUGUCCAGGCAAGUGGUUAUUCAUUGAUGAGCCUGCUAAGGAUACUCUCCAAUAUGCAUUCCAACAGACCAAAACACAUAGAAGAUCAGGACCUGUUGUCUCAUCUUUUGAGAAGCCUUGCCAGCCAGGGUGUCCCGAACGGAGAUAAUAAUUUAUCUGGACUUCUGCAAGCAUCUUCAAACUUGCUGAAUAAUAGGUCACCCUCCCGAAAUUCAGAUAUAGUUUCACUGGUCUCAAAUGGUUCUCAAGGCCCUCCCAUACUGAAAGAACAGCACUUUGCUACUUUAGCAGCUCAGGGGUCUCAGAGAAGUUCAGGUGUACAUGAUGUCAGGCUUGAAGAUGUGCGAACAAAGUCUUGUCGAAGUCCAGGCACUUCGUUUCCAAACCAGAACUGUUCUCCAGCUUAUGCACAAGCCAGGGAGAGUUCUGCCAGGAGGAGCAAGUUGAUUAACUUUGACUUGAAUGAUGUUUAUGAUGGUUCAGAUGAUGGCGGAGAAAAUCUAGACAGAUCACCUUUGCCUUCAGAUAGGGGGAUUGGUCCUCUUGAGUACCGUUCUUGGUUACAACAGGACUCUCACCAGUCAAGUCCACCUAGUAGGAACUCAGAUUCUGCUUCUACACAGUCACCUUCCAGUUCCAGUAGUGAUGCUCAGAGCCGCACUGAUCGUAUAGUUUUUAAACUAUUUGGAAAAGAUCCUAGUGAUUUUCCGUAUGUCUUAAGAGCACAGAUUCUUGACUGGCUAUCUCACAGUCCAACUGAGAUUGAGAGCUACAUUAGGCCUGGUUGUAUUGUCUUAACAAUAUAUCUGCGGCUUCCUGAGUCUGCAUGGGAGGAGCUUUGUUGUGAUCUGAGCUCCAGUUUGAGUAGGCUUUUGGAUUUCCCUGGCGAUAGUUUCUGGAGAAAAGGAUGGAUUUACAUUAGGAUGCAAAACCAAAUUGCAUUUGUGCAUGAUGGGCAGCUUCUUUUAGAUGUCCCCUUGCCGUCUGAGACUGUUGAGCAUACUUCAAUUUUAAGUGUCAAACCCAUAGCUGUGCCAGUAUCUGAAAGAGCUCAGUUUAUAGUUAAAGGCUAUAACUUAACCAAGCCUUCGACAAGAUUACUUUGUGCUUUAGAAGGUAAAUAUCUGGUUACAGAAGCUACUGAUGAGGUAGAGCAUGUUGAUGGUGUCAACAAGCACGCUAAACUUCAGUCAAUAAAAUUGACAUGUUCUAUUCCAGCAGUAUCUGGAAGAGGAUUUAUUGAGGUUGAAGAUCAUGGUCUUAGCAACGGCUUCUUUCCUAUCAUAAUUGCAGAGGAGGAUGUUUGCUCUGAGAUCCGUAUGCUUGAGAGUGCAAUAGAGUUGAAUUCAGCAGAUUACAUUAGUGGACUGACAAAUAAUGUGGAAUUGAAAAGUCAAGCCAUGGAUUUUAUUCAUGAGAUGGGUUGGCUUCUUCAUAGAAAUAAUUUGAAGGCUAGAUUGGGGAAUUCCAAUGCAGUCCUCUUUCCUUUGAAGCGGUUCAAGUGGCUUAUGGAGUUCUCUAUAGACCAUGAUUGGUGUGCAGUUGUCAGGAAACUGUUGAACUUUCUUCUUGACGGAACUGUUGGAGGAGAGGAGAAUUCUUUCCUGAAAGUUUCACUAUCCGAGAUGGGUCUACUUCACAAAGCCGUGAGGAGGAAUUCCAGGCCCCUGGUGGAGCUGCUAUUGACAUAUACUCCAGAGGAAGUAGCGGAUGAACUAUGUUCUGAAUACCAAUCUCUGGUUGGGUUUAACGGGAAAUUCUUGUUUAGACCAGAUAUUGUUGGGCCUGCAGGAUUGACUCCUCUUCAUGUUGCCGCUGGGAUAGAUGGAUACGAAGAUGUUCUAGAUGCAUUGACCGAUGAUCCUGGAAUGGCAGCGGUUGAAGCAUGGAAGAACAGACGUGACAGUGCAGGUUUCACACCAGAAGAUUAUGCUCGAUUACGAGGACAUUACUCGUAUAUCCACCUGGUCCAGAGAAAAAUAAACAGAGUAACUCCCAAACAUAUCGUAGUUGAUAUUCCCAAUAACCUGUCAGACAGGAAUAGCAACCAGAAAGAUGAGUGUGCAGCCGCCACUUUUGAGGUAUCACAGACCGAGGGAAGACUCAUUCAGCCCUGCGGAAUGUGUGAUAAGAAGCUGGCUUAUGGAAGACAGAGUCGAUCCCUGUUAUACAGGCCCGUAAUGUUCUCAAUGGUGGCGCUCGCUGCUGUUUGCGUUUGUGUUGCUCUCCUCUUUAAGAGUUCGCCAGAAGUUCUCUACAUAUUCCGUCCCUUUAGGUGGGAAUUGUUGGAUUAUGGAUCUAGCUGAUUUUACGCCAAUAAAUCUGAUAGUUGUACCAUAGGUACAUGUACCUGUAUACAUCUAUGUAAAAUGUAGGGUCUGAAAUGUGCUGUAGGAAUGCCCCUUCAGACAAUUCAUAUCCUAGCGAUUAACUUAUUUAUUUUGUUUGAUUAGUUAGUGUUACUAGGUCCCCCGUCCGCCUCUUCUAUUUUUGUCGUUGUAUUUUAUGAGAUUGGAUUCACAAUAAGGAAAAAUUUAUGUUAUGUCGGUCGAAAUUACAAAGUGUAUGUAUAUAUAAGGUAAAUAAUUUUGAGA
This is a messenger RNA of Nicotiana attenuata, 3523 nucleotides long. Its product is annotated as squamosa promoter-binding-like protein 1. Bases 332 to 3235 code for a protein of 967 amino acids. NCBI's taxonomy places the organism in Eukaryota, Viridiplantae, Streptophyta, Magnoliopsida, Solanales, Solanaceae. The transcript has 10 exons. The record is from RefSeq and is a predicted model, not a curated record. Gene Ontology annotation, molecular function: DNA binding. Gene Ontology annotation, cellular component: nucleus.